Erinaceus europaeus (western European hedgehog) is the source of this 3280-nucleotide messenger RNA. RefSeq names its product immunoglobulin superfamily member 11 (gene IGSF11). Gene Ontology annotation, cellular component: cell-cell junction. The record is from RefSeq and is a predicted model, not a curated record. NCBI's taxonomy places the organism in Eukaryota, Metazoa, Chordata, Mammalia, Eulipotyphla, Erinaceidae. Gene Ontology annotation, biological process: homophilic cell-cell adhesion. Gene Ontology annotation, molecular function: ionotropic glutamate receptor binding. Bases 583 to 1701 code for a protein of 372 amino acids. The transcript is spliced from 8 exons.
GCUGGGCGAGAGGUGGGGGGGUGGGGGGAGGAGUGGCUCCCCCUGGGGCGCCACCGGCCGGCGAGUCCCGGGGCGGCUCCGGGUGGCCCGGGCGCUGCGGGGGCGCCAGGCAGGUCAAAGUUCAGCCUCCGCGGAGCUCGGCGGCGCGGCAGCUGCACUUGUCUCGUCCGCGCAUCCGACGGUCGCAGCCCCGCGGGGCAGAGCGAGGCCGGCGGCGGGCGGGGAGGCACCGCGUUGCCCCGAGGACGUCGAGGGCUCGGCCGGCGCCUUCGCCGCAGCGACCAGGAGCGGGGUGGGCGGCGGGUGCGCUCCCCGCGGCCCCGGGAUGACUUCUCGGCGCUGCCCUCUGGCUCCUUUGCUGCUGCUGUCCCUGCACGGUAAUCUCUGACUUCUGGAUGGAUUUCAGUAGCCAUUCUAUUUUGAGAGAGACACACUACUGCUCAGCAGAAUGUCAAAGGUGUAGCUGCUUCCUUGGAGGUUUCUGAGAGCCCCGCGAGUAUACAGGUAGCCAGAGGACAGACAGCAGUCCUGCCCUGUACUUUUUCUACUAGUGCUGCCCUUCUUAACCUCAAUGUCAUCUGGAUGGUCAUUCCUCUCUCCAAUGCUAACCAGCCUGAACAGGUUAUUCUAUAUCAGGGUGGACAAAUGUUUGAUGGUGCCACCCGAUUCCAUGGGCGGGUAGGAUUUACAGGUACCAUGCCAGCCACCAAUGUCUCAAUCUUCAUUAAUAACACACAGCUCUCAGAUACAGGCACCUACCAGUGUUUAGUCAACAACCUUCCAGACCGAGGGGGCAGGAACAUUGGAGUCACAGGCCUCACAGUUCUCGUUCCCCCUUCUGUCCCACACUGCCAAAUCCAAGGAUCCCAGGAUGUAGGCAGUGAUGUCAUCUUGCUCUGCAGCUCAGAAGAAGGCAUUCCUCGACCAACUUACCUUUGGGAGAAAUUAGACAAUACCCUCAAACUACCUCCAACAGCCACUCAGGACCAGGUACAGGGAACAGUCACCAUCCGGAACCUCAGUGCUCUGUCUUCAGGUUUAUACCAGUGUGUGGCUUCUAAUGCCAUUGGGACCAGCACCUGUCUUUUGGAUCUCCAAGUUAUUUCACCUCAGCCAAGGAACAUUGGACUAAUAGCUGGAGCCAUUGGCACUGGUGCAGUUAUUAUCAUUUUGUGCAUUGCACUGAUUUUAGGGGCAUUCUUUUAUUGGAGAAGCAAAAAUAAAGAGGAGGAGGAAGAAGAAAUUCCUAAUGAAAUAAGAGAGGAUGAUCUUCCACCUAAAUGUUCUUCUGCCAAAGCCCUACACACUGAGAUAUCUUCCUCAGAGAACAACACAUUGACCUCUUCCAAUACUUUCAAUAGUCGAUACUGGAACAACAGUACAAAAGUUCACAGAAACACAGAGUCAUUCAACCACUUCAGUGACUUGCGCCAGUCUUUCACCCUUCAGUCAGGCAGUGCUACUGUACCCUCCAUCUAUGCUAAUGGGAAUCAUCUGGCCCCUGCUCCACAUAGGACUCUGGUAGUGACAACCAACAGAGGGUCAACACCACAAGUUGUGUCAAGGAGCAAUGGCUCAGUCAGCAGAAAGCCUAGGCCUCCACAGACACACACUUACACAGUCAGCCAAGCCACGUUGGAGCGAAUUGGUGCAGUUCCUGUCAUGGUGCCAGCCCAGAGUCGGGCUGGGUCUUUGGUAUAGGAUAUGAGUGAAUCAAAUGUCCAGAAAAGAAUCAGUGGAAUCCCCCUCCUCCAUGUAAGGGAUUGUGUGGGUGAAUUCUGGGAAAUAUUUUCCUGAUAUUGGUACCAGAAAAAAGUACACACAUACACACACACACACACACACACACACACACACACACACACACACACAGUCAGUACUGUUACCUGGCCACUGAGAUUUGUGAAGUGAACUGGAAUUCUCCAUCAUGAAGACUUGCUUGCCCACCAUCUCAUCCAGGGAUUUUACUCACAAAGCUGGAUCUCAAAGAUGUGCCAAGCCAAGGAAAAGAUAUAAGAACAGAGUAGCACUUAAAAUCAGAACUGCAGUCCAGAUGGGCUUGUUCUUUAAUUCAUGCCUAACUUAAUAAUUUUUCACGAGACUAAAGUGCCAGAUGGAGUUUACAUAAUGGAAUUAUUAAAAAUAAUGGUGUCUUUCUUCCAGUGAGCAACACUAUGGUAUGUUCUACAUCUCCUAUCACCUCUCUCUAUAGAGGACUCAACAGUAUAAAUGGUUAUUAUCGUUUCCAAUGGGGCUGGCUCUUGUAUUAUAGAAUUACACCUUUCUAUACCAAAUUCAGUAAGAAAGAGGGAGGAAAGCAAAAGAAACUUCUUUAAGGAGCCCUUUCAAUAUUUACUUGUCACUUCCUGAACCAUGACUUUCAUAUUUGGAAUAUUGUUAUACUGACAGAUUAUUUUCCUGUCUGCAUUUUUCUAGCAUUGGUUAUAGGCCCUUGAGAACUGCAAUCCAUUGUUUCCUGGGAAAAUAUUUUUUUAAAAGAAAACUUUUGGGUUUUGAAAAGAAAAUUAGAGAAAUUGGGCUGGGAAAGAGAAGGUCAGUGCUGGCCUCAUGCUCAGUGACUAUUUGCUGAGUCCCUCAGGAGGCUCACCACCACUGCUAAGAGUGAGGUUGUGUGGGCAGCACCGGGCAGGAAAUCCAGUGGAGGGAUGCAGGCACUCCUGAGCAGCAACCAUUGCUCACACACCAGGUCACUCACUCAUAAUGAAGGCAGCACCCAAUGCCUUUAAUACUGAGGCAAUUAAACUUUCUCCUUGUUUGACAAACCGAGGUUAGGAAGCUGUUACAGUGAGGAUAUAAGUUGUUUUGUUUUUAAAAAAUGAUUUUUUUUUCAAAAGAGUUAAGACAGAAAAAGCCAGUUGUCUCUAGGUAUGCUCCUUAGAGGGUCUGCCCAAUACUGUCUCAACUCAGGGUUGCAGUUUUGCCCAAAUGCAUCUUAUACCACUGGAAAGUCACCCCUUUUAUGCUUAGUUACUUAGUUCAGAUGGCCUUGGCACUCACAGGAUAUUCUACAAACUCUCUGCUCUGUUUUGUGCUAUAUAGAUCUAACCACACUUACAUUGGUGACUUUCUAGCCUAAAUCACACUUUAAGCAGCACAUAGAAAUUAUUUCAUCCCAGAUUUCUUUCCUAAAUUAUUUAUGGCACUGACCUUGAUGGUGACUUGAUAAGAGUAUCUUUUAUUUACUGAUGUUUAUCUCCCACUCCCUCUUCCCACUAACCUUUUUUGCCUCUUUGUUCAAAUAAAGUCACUACAGGGAGCA